ACACCGCCAUCCAACGACCCGGGUCGAAGCGCGCAUCUCCGGGGCUUGCAGGCUGACGGUGGGCCGAGGCAGAGAGGAGGCGUCCAGCUGGGGAGGAGGAGGAAAAACCGCUGCACUGGAUGGUGGGGGAUGAUGAUGCUAGCGAGGGUCUGAUGUUCCCCUGCACGCCCCGCUGAUACACUGUGACUGUGGGACUGGUGGUGAGGAUUAUCCAGGAGGCUGGAGGAAGGAAGACAGGGAGGGGGGAGGUUAGCAACGAGCAUCAUCCGGAGAGGACCGUUUUGCCAGGGAAGCUGGCCGACAAAUAACGCGGAACAGUAAGAAAUUGGACUUUGAAGUUGGAUGUUUAGACUGUCAUUUUCAAAGGAUACUGAGCUCCAAGGAAGAAAGUCAGUUCGUGAAUAUUCCAGAAACGCGUGCAGAUCCAACACAACUGAGUGGGAAUCAGAAAAUCCCAGUAGGGUUAUGCAACUCUAAUCAAUUGCAGUUCUAUAGAAAGUGUCCUACUAUUUCUUCCCUAGUGCUGUCUUUCUGUAGUGUUUUCGAGGGCAACUGGGAUUACUGAGGCUGGUCGUUCAUUACGGUGUUUGGGGGGGGGAUUGGACCAUAUUGGACGCUUGAUAGUCGAGGUUGGCCUCCACAGAGAGAAGAUGUCGGGGCAAACGCUGACAGACCGCAUCGCCGCGGCGCAGUACAGCCUGACUGGAUCCGAGGUGUCCCGAGCUGUGUGUAAAGCCACCACACAUGAACAGACAGCUCCAAAGAAAAAGCACAUGGAAUACCUGAUCCAGGCCACCCAGGAGACCAAUGUGAAUGUCCCCCAGAUGGCCGACACUUUGAUGGAGAGGGCCGGCAACGCCAGCUGGGUGGUGGUUUUCAAAGCACUGAUCACCACACACCACCUCAUGGUGCAUGGCAACGAGAGAUUCCUGCAGUUCCUGGCGUCUAGAAACACCCUGUUCAACCUCAGCAACUUCCUGGACAAAACUGGCUCCCACGGCUACGACAUGUCCACGUUCAUCAGACGCUACAGCCGCUACUUGAACGAGAAGGCCUUCGCCUACAGACAGAUGGCUUUCGAUUUUGUGCGAGUCAAGAAGGGAGCUGACGGAGUGAUGAGGACCAUGUCAGUAGAGAAGCUGUUGAAAGGAAUGCCAACCCUGCAGAGCCAGAUCGACGCACUGCUGGAUUUUGAUGUGCAUGCACAAGAACUGAACAAUGGAGUGAUAAAUGCCUGCUUUCUCCUACUCUUCAAAGAUCUGAUCAAAUUAUAUGCCUGCUACAAUGACGGCAUCAUUAACCUGCUAGAGAAAUUUUUCCAGAUGAAGAGGAGCCAGUGUAAAGACGGGCUGGAGAUCUACAAAAGAUUCCUGACGCGAAUGACUCGGGUUUCAGAAUUCUUCAAAAUUGCUGAGCAAGUGGGAAUAGACAAAAAUGACAUACCUGAACUCACUCAGGCCCCAGAAAGUCUUCUGGAGUCCCUGGAGACCCACCUUAACACGCUGGAGGGGAAGAAGCCGUCGCCCACUAAGGACACCACAGCCAACAACAGCUCACCGGGUGCUGCUACCGCUGCUGUUGCUGCUGCGCCGGCCAAGCCAGCACCUCCCGCUACCGCUGGCGGGCCCCCUGCUCGCCCCGGGCCACCUGCCAAACCUCCUCCGCCUUCUGUCACUCCCACUGCACCGGCCCCCACCUCCACCACUGCCAGCAAUGCUCUUGAUGAUGGGUUCUUGUUGGAUCUAGACCCUAUGUCCUCCUCAUCAGCAGGGGGCGCUGCAGCGACUUCCUCCAUGACUGGAUGGGGAGAUCUGUUGGCUGAGGCAACUCCGGCUGCCCCUGACGAAGCCUCUGAAGCUCUCUUGGCGGAGAGCGAGUCUGCUGAUUCUGCUGCCGCUUCUGCGACCACUGCCACUGCCGUUGCGGCCGCACCGGUGCCUGCCUCGCUGCCCAUUUCAGCACCAGCUACCACCGCAGCUGCAGAUAUGGACCUCUUUGGAGAUGCGUUUGCACCUUCCCCAGGAGAUGGUCCUGCUGCCGUGGCCGCGGGCCCUGCUGCUGAUGCUUUUGGUGGAUCUGACCCCUUCGCUACGACAGAGGGGAGUGCGGACAUUGCUCCAGAGCUGGACCUGUUCGCUAUGAGGCCCGCCGACAUGGGGGCCACCGCUGUCACCCCUCCCACCUCUAGUGAGGCGCCGACCAUCGUCGCCCCCAUCGUCGCCCCCAUCGUCGCCCCCGCUGCCCCCGCUGCUCCCGCUGCUCCUACCCCUUCUUCCACCACCACCACUACCACCACAACCACCAUCGACACCACCACAGAGUCUGCAGCCGCCCCGACUCUAGAUAUCUUUGGUGACUCAUUUACAUCUCCAGCUCCUGCUGCUGCUCCUGUCGCUGCUCCUGCUGCAUCUCCCGUCCCAGAGGCCUCCACUCCACCCAAAGCAGAGCCGGAACCUGUCAUUGACCUGCUGGACUCCUUCAGCAGUCCUGUGGAGGAGAUGCAGAGCUCUGCCCCUGGAGGGCCUGGAGACGACCUGCUGGGAGGCCUGAUGUCCCCUACCCUGGCUCCCACCGCUGCCCCAGCUCUGGCUCCUGCCUUGGCUCCAGCUCUGGCCUCAGGUCCAGUGCAGAAUGACCUCCUGGAGUCUGGCUUUGAUGUUCUAGGUUCCCUUACGUCUCCAACACCACCUUUACCUGCUGCAGUGGCAGCAGUAGCAGUACCAGAACCUGCAACCACCACACCGGUGCCCUCUGGUGGCUUUGAUGCUUCAAUGUUUGAUGGGUUAGGCGACUUGCUGAUGCCCGCUGUAACGCCCCAGAGCACCGGGGGCAGCACUGCUGGAAGCACAGCAGGAAGCAUGGGAACUCCUGUCGCAGCGGGAGGCAUUACAGCCGCCACCCCACCUCCUACCAAAACCAUCGGUGGCGACCUGGACUCGUCACUGGCCAACCUGAUUGGAGACCUUGGAGUAAAGAAAAAGGACCCACAGAGUGAGAAGAAGCUGACGGGAGGCGCCAACUGGAUGCCAAAGGUAGCUCCCACAAGCUGGGGCACACCAGGAGCCCCUAUGGCUGGUGCCCCCCCUGGAGCUCCGGGGGCACCUGGAGUAGCUCCACCUGCUGCAGCCAUGGUGCCACCAAUGACACAUGCACAGCCUGGGUUUGGGAUGCAGCCUCCUGCAGGAGGGCCUGGAGCUCCAAUGAUGCAACCCAUGAUGGGGCAGCCUAUGAUGGGACAGCCCAUGAUGAGACCUCCCUUCAGUGGAGUAGCUGGAGCUGCACACGGAGCAGCUGCACCAGGAGCACCGCUUUCUCCAGGACCUGCGAGCCAGAGUCCCAAGAAACCCAAGGACCCUUUGGCAGAACUCGACCUCAAGGACUUCUUAUAACGCCCCAGCUGUUUUCCGCUCUGGAGCAGGGCCCUCUCACCUUUUACCUGGUGUCUGUCAACAUCUCAGGAUGCCAGUGAUGUUUAGCUACUCAACCUAAUAAGAGCCUCUUUUCUCCACCUCGCCCAUCAACACCCUACCCUUCUCCCGUGUGAUGUUGUAGCACAAACUGUGAAAGUGAACCAUAGCGGAUUAUAUAUAUAUAUGUAUAUAUCUAUAAAUCUAUACAUAUAUAGAUAUAUAGAUAAAUAUAUAGAUAUAUAUGAGCAAAAAAAUACAAGUGUGUGCUUAGGUAGAUGUACUGAUCUUUUGUCUAAACAAAAUCACUCAAAACCCUAACAAAAAAAGUUCACAAAAGUAUGUGAGAGAAAGUGAAGGUUUAUGUGUUUAGAUUUCUUUCUAGUGUUGAGUUGAAUGAUGGAUGUGCUUUGGUGUCCUUUGCUCCACCCACUGCCCCUUAUGUGUCCCGCCUCCUUAUAAAGGGGGAGGAGCUCUUCUUUGUCCCUCUCUGAUUGGAUGAGAGUGGGAAACGAAGCCCAGGUAGAUUUUUGGAGAAACAUGUUGUGUGUUGUUUACAGAAAAGUCCUCUUUGAUGUACAUAGAUUUCUCUGGCGAGGAUUACGUCUCUAUUCUGUAUGUCUGUUGAAGAGAAAUAUAAAUGUGAAUCGGACAUGAAAAAUUGUAAGAAGUCGUGUGAGUAACCUUCUAUUUCCUGUCAUCUUUUGAAAGUAUUUGGAAACAAAUAUGAAUACAGCUAUAAGAUUAAUAUACUGUAUAUUAAGAAACAGCUUCUAUGGGCUCCUGAAUCAUAACAGACCAGGAAGUGAUCAUUUUUGUUUGUUUCAUUUUUUACUUGUGGUUUCUUUUUUUGUCUUUUUGUCCAAUCUUUCUUAUGUGUUCUGUUUCUUUUAGAAUAAUCCUCCAGACUGCUGUUGAUAUUUGCUGGCAUUGGUAUUAAAGAACAUAUCUUGCAACUUACUUCCAGAGAAAAUGCUUUGGUUAAUUGCCAUAGAGGUACACGCAAACUAUACAAGUGUCUACCUGCGGUUUUGACACUACCCAUGUGGAUAUGUCCAUUGCCUGUGCUUUCAUUUUAACUAUGACCAGGUCAGUAUGUUUUUUGGGUUUUUUUUGUAUUUAGAGGAAGAUAUUCCAUUGUCAUACCAAACUCUAUGUUCAGACAGAUCAAAUCAGAACAAAAAUAAAGUCACGUUUGAUAUUGCGCCCAGGAUUUCAAAGAAUAGCAGAAAACCAACAUGGUGCUCCAGGAGGAAGAACUUUUGUGGCUCACUUUUCUCUGUGACUAGAAAACCUCAUCACAAAAGUCAGAUUCAGGAACAUAUUAAAGGUACCCUGUAAAGUUUUUUUUGUUGUUGUUUUUUUUUUUAGCAAAGUUCUGUUUACAUUCCCUGUUUCUCAGCAAAUAAGCUUUGUGUGUUUCUUUGAGGCCUAACAAAUGUUUUGAAUGCAUUUACUUCCUCUUAAGACAUUUGAAAAGCCAAUUUAUUCUUAAAACUUUGAAAUCUACAAUGUUUACAAACAAAAAGCGCUCAUCAAAACGUUGCCUCAUAGAGCUACCAAGUGGUCAAAUUCUCCACAGGGUACCUUUAAGUUCCUUAAUACUAACCUGUUGCAUCCAGUGCAGUUGGACAAAAUCAAAUGAAUAUCUGCACUGCUGCUUUGAUAAUGUUGUAAUUACAGCAGUAAGUGCAGACAAACAAUGAGAUUUGACAACAAUUCCCAUUUGAUUGAUGUCUGGACAUAAUGUUUGUUCAAGUUGUUCAUGAUGAUUGCUGUCCUUUGGCCCAUAGUCAUAUUUUAAGUGACCACAAAGGAGCAAUGUGUACAGGCCACUGUCUGUCUAGCCAUGACGUGUUCCCCAAAAGCAUUUUAACACAAAGCUCCUUUGUUCCCACAGACUGACAGUAGAAUCAAUAUGUUGAUAUGCAUUUAAACACCUGAGGCCCCAGUCUUGUGCUGUAACCCAGACUAAUGUAAAGCUUCCUCUGUGUCUUGUCAUUUCAGUGGACUGAAUAAUCAACUGGUUGUGAGAAUCUGAUGUGAUUCAGAGAAAAUAAUGGGAGGUUAUUAACAUUUUAGAUGACUGAAUUAAAAUUGUAUUUUUGUUUAUUUGUAAAUUAAUUUUAUUUACGAUGACCCUCCCCAGUGCAUGUAAGCCCUUUGAGGUGCAAUAAAUUCAAUGACGGAUUAAAC
Messenger RNA from Micropterus dolomieu (smallmouth bass), 5603 nucleotides. RefSeq names its product synaptosome associated protein 91a (gene snap91a). Gene Ontology annotation, molecular function: clathrin heavy chain binding; phosphatidylinositol-4,5-bisphosphate binding; 1-phosphatidylinositol binding. Gene Ontology annotation, biological process: synaptic vesicle budding from presynaptic endocytic zone membrane; clathrin-dependent endocytosis; clathrin coat assembly. NCBI's taxonomy places the organism in Eukaryota, Metazoa, Chordata, Actinopteri, Centrarchiformes, Centrarchidae. The coding region runs from base 651 to 3389 and encodes 912 amino acids. The record is from RefSeq and is a predicted model, not a curated record. The transcript has 26 exons. Gene Ontology annotation, cellular component: clathrin-coated pit; extrinsic component of presynaptic endocytic zone membrane; clathrin-coated vesicle.